Messenger RNA from Colletotrichum orchidophilum, 1473 nucleotides. Its product is annotated as pantothenate transporter liz1. The record is from RefSeq and is a predicted model, not a curated record. The coding region runs from base 1 to 1473 and encodes 490 amino acids. The transcript has 7 exons. Gene Ontology annotation, biological process: transmembrane transport. Gene Ontology annotation, molecular function: transmembrane transporter activity. Gene Ontology annotation, cellular component: membrane. Lineage: Eukaryota; Fungi; Ascomycota; Sordariomycetes; Glomerellales; Glomerellaceae.
AUGGCUGAAUCUGCGCCUCAGCAUUCGAAAGCGCCCUCGCGAUCGUUCCGUUCCUUCAUUUGGGACACGGAUACACACCUCAAGAGCCAUGAGGAACGUGUGUUACUUCGAAAGUUGGAUUGGUCAAUUUUGACCAUAGGAUGCCUGGGCUUCUUCAUGAAGUAUCUCGAUCAAGGGAACCUGGCAAACGCCUACGUCUCGGGAAUGCAAGAGGACCUCAAGAUGUUUGGGAACGAGUACACCUAUGCUCAAAUGGUCUACACAUGCGCGUAUGCGGUGAUGCAGAUUCCCAGCACGUUGAUUGUCCAAAAGAUUAGACCGAGCAUUUGGCUAGCCGCGAUGGAAGUCGGAUGGGGAGUCUUUACAUUUGCCCAAGCAGGGACGCAGAAUGUGGGCCAACUCUACGCAUUCCGCUUCCUCGUUGGUUUCUUUGAGAGCUCCUUCUUUCCAGUACUGCUUUACGUUCUAGGUAGUUGGUACACCAAGACCGAGCUUGCAAAGAGAGUCGCCAUUUUCCACAUGACUGCUCCCCUGGGCUCGGCUUUUGGCGGGUAUCUGCAAGCGGCAGUUUACGAGAGCCUCGACGGUGCCCAUGGCCAUGCUGGAUGGCGCUGGCUAUAUAUCGUCUGUGGAUGCAUGACAAUUCCCGUUGGCGUUGCCACUCUUUUCGUCCUACCAGAUACACCGUACACCACCAAGUCCAAGUUCCUGACUGCCAAAGAAUGCGAGUUGGCGAUUGAUCGAGUCACCAAAGCUGGUAAAGCGGCACCCGCGGGAAUUACCCUGGCGACUUUCAAGAGAGUCCUCUUGAAGUGGAGAUGGUAUGCUUUUGUCCUGGGCUACGUGCUUUACGGAGAGUCUUGUCAAGCGGGCGGAUACUUUGCUAUCUGGCUCAAGGCAGAAAAGUUCUCUGUUGUAGACAGGAACGUCAUUCCGACGGGAUCAAAGCUCAUUAGUGCUUUCUGUAUCAUUCUUUGGGGAUUCCUGUCCGACUACACCGGGAGCCGCUUUGCCUUGAUCAUUUGUCCAUUGUUGUUGGCUUUAAUCCCAAAUGGCAUCUUGGCUUUUUGGCCUCCAAGUGUGCAACUGAAGUUGUUUGCUUUUUUGACCAGCAGCGUGCAUCUUAUGACUGCAGUAUUCUACACCUGGGCCAAUGAAAUAUGUGCUGGCGACAACGAGGAGCGCGCCUUGGUGAUCAGCAGCAUGAACGGAAUGCAAUACGCCGUCGACGCUUGGCUUCCCCUCAUCAUCUUUCCUCAAACCAUGGCUCCAACAUUUAGAUACGGUUUUCCUGCGACGUUUGGUUUCAUCAUUGCUGCAAUUAUUGCAGUGAUCGGCAUUCGCCUGCUGGUCUUGCGAGAGCAGAAACACAGUUCUCGGGACGGGGAGACCACUUUGGAAUCUGGCCAGGUGGAAUAUCACCCCGAGGGAAACGAGAGCAUUGGAGAAAGUGACCAUGUUGACAAGAAGUAG